This is a messenger RNA of Scleropages formosus (Asian bonytongue), 3142 nucleotides long. It is a transcript of the gene sptlc3, whose product is annotated as serine palmitoyltransferase, long chain base subunit 3. Gene Ontology annotation, cellular component: serine palmitoyltransferase complex. The transcript is spliced from 13 exons. Bases 263 to 1873 code for a protein of 536 amino acids. Gene Ontology annotation, biological process: ceramide biosynthetic process; sphingosine biosynthetic process. Gene Ontology annotation, molecular function: serine C-palmitoyltransferase activity; pyridoxal phosphate binding. The record is from RefSeq and is a predicted model, not a curated record. Lineage: Eukaryota; Metazoa; Chordata; Actinopteri; Osteoglossiformes; Osteoglossidae.
UUCCAGUUCAGUUUCAGUUCAGACGAGCCCGGGCCACAUGGAGAGAGAGGAUUUCUGCAAUACCGUCUCUUCCUGUACGCCAAAAUGACCCAACGAAGUGUCUUGCAGGAAGCUGCGUGGGCACAGAGCUGGCAUGACUUACUAGGCGAAUGAGGAGCGCCAUUUACCGUGGUUCUACCAACAACGGGGGUGUAGGUUCCAUGAGGCAUCCACACCAAGGCGAUAGGGGCCACUUAAAGUGUGGAGCUCGCAGGGAGCCGGCAUGGCAAGAAGGGCUGAUGUCUCGAGUAAAGGGAGCCAGGACCUGCAUGGAAGCGGCUCCUCCAGGAACAGGCUCUGCGGGAGUUGUCAGGAGAAUGGCAAAUCAAACGGAGUCGCCCACAGCUGGUCCAAGAGGGAGAGCUUCGAACAGGCCCCCAUGUACGUGGCCGUGCUCACGUACCUGGGCUUCGGCAUCGUCACCCUCUUCGGCUACUUUCGGGACUUCCUAAGAGCCGUCGGACUCGAGAAGUGUCACCUCGCCCAAGAGAGGGACGAGCAGAAGGACUUUGUUCCGCUUUACCAGGACUUUGAGAACUUCUAUACGCGAAACCUGUACAUGAGGGUCCGCGACAACUGGAAUCGUCCAAUAUGCAGUUUGCCUGGCCCAGAGUUUGAUCUGAUGGAGAGGGUCUCUGAUGACUACAACUGGACUUUCAGAUUAACAGGCAGAACAAUACACAACGUUAUCAACAUGGGCUCCUACAACUAUCUGGGCUUUGCUGAGAAUAACGAGAAAUUCCUACAACCCGUGGCGAAUGCAACAAAGGAGUAUGGGAUCGGUGUGUGUAGCACCCGCCAGGAAAUGGGCAACCUGGACAUUCACCAGGAACUGGAGGAGCUGGUGGCUUCCUUCCUGGGGGCUGAGUCGGCCAUGACCUUUGGAAUGGGUUUCGCCACAAACUCCAUGAACAUCCCAGCCCUGGUCAGCAGGGGCUGCCUGAUCCUCAGUGAUGAGCUGAACCACACCUCACUAAUCCUGGGAGCCAGACUGUCAGGGGCCACCAUCCGGGUAUUCAAACACAACAACAUGCAGAGCCUGGAGAAGCUGCUGAAAGAGGCUAUAAUGGGAGGACAGCCCCGCACCCAUCGACCUUGGAGGAAAAUCCUCAUCGUAGUGGAGGGAAUCUACAGCAUGGAGGGCUCCAUCGUGCGUUUGCCAGAGAUCGUGGCUCUGAAGAAGAAGUACAAGGCCUACCUGUACCUGGAUGAGGCCCACAGCAUCGGGGCUGUGGGGGCCACAGGGCGUGGCGUCACCCAGCUCUUCGGUCUGGACCCCUCCGACGUGGACGUCCUCAUGGGCACCUUCACCAAGAGCUUUGGGGCGGCCGGAGGCUACAUCGCUGGGAAGAAGGAGCUUGUGGACUACCUGCGGGCACAUUCCCACAGCGCAGCCUACGCCACCGCCAUGUCCCCACCGGUGGCCAGGCAGAUCAUCAGAGCGAUGAAGUGCAUCAUGGGACUGGACGGACUGACAGUCGGCAUUCAGAGGGUGCGCCAGCUGGCGGAGAACACCAGGUACUUCCGGCGUCGGCUGCAGGAGCUUGGUUUCAUCAUUUACGGCUCCCAGGACUCGCCUGUGGUCCCACUGCUACUCUACAUGCCAGGGAAAGUUGGGGCCUUCUCCCGAGCCAUGCUGGAGCGCAAGAUUGGCGUGGUGGUGGUAGGUUUUCCGGCCACGCCCAUCACCGAGGCUCGGGCGCGCUUCUGCGUCUCUUCAGCCCACACCCGGGACAUGCUGGACAAGGUGCUGUGUUCCCUAGAUGAACUUGGAGACUACCUGGGCCUCAAGUUCUCCCGCCGGAAGUGCACUCAGUUUGAACUGGACAGCUGAUGAUGGAAGGACCCCCCCUGGUCAGCAUAGCAGUGGGAUUGUGGGACGUCAGAGUCAUUUACAUGUGCUGGACAGUUUAAUGUCCAUGACCGUGUGGACAGUCAUUUUAUGACCACCAAGAUGCAAAACUCUGUAUCUCAUCCGUUUUUCCCUGUAUGUUUACUACACUUGUGUUCAUAGUAAAUAUGAUUAUUUUGUUGUUUUUUUUAUUGCUAGAUAAGCAUCUUUUUUAGGCUAAAAGCACUGAAGAAGUGUUUUUGUGUUCAUGAACAAGGGAGGUCAAAGUGCACAGCAACAGAAAAAUGAAAUCCAGUUCAGUUUGUGGAUCAAAUCAUCGCUCUGACCGACCCAUCCGCCAGUUGCACAACCUGCAUCCUUGAAACAGUGACUUGUUUUUUAUGCUUUUUUAUUGCACGCGUCUUUGCUUCAUGAAAGACCACCAUCAUGAACUGGUUUGUAAUUUCAGAUGAAAGGGUGGGGUGAAAUUUCAUUUAAUUUGGAACUUUGCCACUAAUGAUAUGAAUCUGGUCAAGGUAGUUUACAAAGACCUUUAUCUCUGGUCUCAUUUGGAGUGCACUCCGAAUUUGUAAUAUUUAUGUAAUUUUUCAACUUGUCCUGGUCACGGCUUCACCAUCCUCCCUGGUGGGAUGAAGGUGUUCCGAAAACAAUUUGUGAAGUGCAGCUUAUUAUAUCUCAAGUGGUGGCUGCGCAUAAAGAAAAUACAUUUCUAAUAAAUCUGCUCCUGCUUUUUCCCCUAAAGCAAUAAAAUUAAGCUUGGGAGCUCCAUUUAUAGCAUUCAUUAAGUGGUCAUCAGGAGGCGUUGUGGUUAGAGAUGAUUCAGAUACUCAUCAUAAAUUGAUACAGUAAAAAUUACCCCACUGUAUAAAUGGGUAAAUCACUGUGAGAAGCUUUGUGCACAAAAUUCACAUUCUGUCUGUCACCUUGCAGACAGUGCUAGCUAUAAUAAUAAUAAUAAUUUUGGAUCAUGUCUUUGCUCUGAAUAUACUGAACAUCUCCCAUUUCAGUUUACCACAUCCUCCUGUUUUUGACUGACAUACAUAAAGUGUUGUGCAGGACAGUUGUCCUGCAUCAAAUGUCGAGGCACUGGGUCCCACGUGAAAUGUUGGUCGUUUCACCUUUGUGUAUUUUCAUUUGAACAAAAUUUGCCACUGACAGCAUUUGCCACUGUUCUCUCCAUAAAGCUGAACAUGCAGCUAUUAUGUCUUUGACACACAAUUAAAUUAAAAAAAUUUCUUGCACAACAGAAAA